This is a messenger RNA of Ceratosolen solmsi marchali, 3322 nucleotides long. RefSeq lists its product as uncharacterized. The record is from RefSeq and is a predicted model, not a curated record. The coding region runs from base 250 to 2658 and encodes 802 amino acids. The transcript is spliced from 14 exons. Lineage: Eukaryota; Metazoa; Arthropoda; Insecta; Hymenoptera; Agaonidae.
GGUAUAACGGUUGAUAAAACUUGCCAUAGGAGGGGAAAGUAUCGGAGUCACGAUAUCCGCUCUGUUGGUUUAUUUUGUGCCUCGGGAAGUAUAUUUUUCGUCUUUUAUAACUCGCUAGCCGUUAUCAAUUUAUAUAAGGAAUAUAUCUGUAAGAUUAUGCACUUGUUUCUUCCAAAUGGAAGCUUCCCUUAGACUGUUCAUUGCAAUUGAAUAUUAUUUUUAACGCUGUAAAUAAUAUAAUCAGCUAAAAUGGCAAGAGCUCCAAAACAUAGGAGGAUAAAACGAGCCACGGUUCUCAUAAAAAGAACCCGUUGCAUUAGGAAUACAAAAAAAAAAUCAUACUCACCUUUAUUCCAUAAGUUAAAAGUUAAUAAUCAUUCGUUAGCGAGAGCUUUAUCACAAGAGAAACAAGAAAGCCAGUUAUUAUUUUCAAGAAAUGUUGAAUUAUUGGCCGAAGUGCAAGAUUUAGUUCAUGCUUGUAAUAACCGUGAUCUUGUAAUAACAAACGUUUUAAAAAAUUCUAAAGACAUGAUGCAAAUGCUGGUAACAAUGUCGGGUUAUUUAACAAAUACAAUUUCUGCGUGCCAAGAAUUUGUUUCAAAUCAAGUAAAUAUUCAUCGUACUUCGAGUAGCAGUACGGGACGAAGAGAAUCGAGCAGAAGAUUAUCGACAAAAUCUCCAGCAAGAGGCGUCGUUAAACCUAUGGUCAGUGGACAUACAAUCACCAAACCCACUAUCAAUUUGAGUAGAGUGAAUAUGCAGCGACUGCAAAAUGCUAAUUUAAGUAUAAUAGAAGAGGGGCCAUCAAGUCCCGAAAGAACUUUGGAUAGAUCAGUCGAAAAUAGACGUUCACGAAUAAUGCCCGAAAGACUUCCAGUAUCUGGUCUCAGAAACGAAGAUGACGAAGACCGCGUAAUAGUAAAUAGGAGAACGAGUAAAUAUUCCGCAGGAAGAUUAUCUUCAGGUCGGUAUUCGAAACGAAAUUCUGGUCGAUUAUCUGGAAGCGGAGUAGCUGGUAGAUUAUCCAAACGUAGUUCUGAUUAUUCGGAAUUACUUAAAAGUCCCCGGGUAACUCUACAAGAUGUUUCACGAUACUUGAUAAAUAGUCAAACUGUGAACAUAAGAAUGUUGUCGGAAUCAGCGAACGGCAGUCAAUCGAGCAAUGCGAUGAGCAUCGACGAUACGCAAGCAUUGGAGGACCAGUCGAGUCCGGAUAACUCGAGUCACGCGGUCGUUAUACCGGAGACGCAGGAUGCGUGUGAUAUCUCGGAGUCCGAGGAGCGCGACAGCAGCAACGCGGCCUCUUUAAGGAAAUCGAUCACGACCUCGAAGCGAUCCUUGCGCAAGAAACCCAAGAGCCGAUCGCCAGUCAUCGACUCGCAAUACAUCGAUCCACUGGAGGGUUCGAGCUGGAUGCACAACUCGUCGAUAAACACCGAGGAGGACCAGGAGCUUAACACAGCCACUCUUGUGAGCGCCGAGGACUUGACCGAGGAGGAACACGAUCGGAUAAACUCGCCGGUCUCGUCGUUGCCUGCCGAGCGCCGUAGGACCUCCAACUACUUUCGCGUGCCCGAAUUGCCAAAAUCUUUCAAGUCGGCGAAUAUGAGUAACGGGUUCUUGGAUAACGAUAACGAUGACGAGGACGAUCACAGGAUAAAAUUGUGCUAUAUCACGCAGCGACGCGGCCUCUCGUCAAAAAUGCACUCUACGAGCAGGAACGACGACGACGACGAUGACGAUGACGACGACGACGUCGACGUGGAUGACGACGACGAAACGUUAAUGCUAAACGUGCGCCGCCAUCUGAACCAACUGCCGACACGGCAGUCAGAACAGCCGGAGAGGUUGCAGUUUGAUGUGAACGAACUGCUCCAGCUGACGCCCCUUAAGCCUCUUUUGUCCAUGAGCAGUAGGAUAAAUAACGGAUCGGCUCAAGUGGAUGUGGAACUCGAGCCCACCGCUACCAUUCAAAUUACCCAGAGGUGUCCGAAGCCAGCGGAGAGUACGGACACGUUCAGUCAGAUGCUGACUAUGAAGAUUCAUCAGAACGGCCCACCCGAACUUCCGACUGUUGUGCCGUCGAGAAACCAGGAACAGCCAAGUAACAGCGGCCAGGACAGACGAAUAAGUGAAAUGACGACAAUGAGGCUGAGCUCGAGGAUCGAAUUGCCUCGACUGACCGAUGUCAUCGAUACGCCUGAGGACAAUGAACAUCGAAUAAACACGACUGUUACUCCUGAGAAUGAAAAGCAUAUCGAGAAACGCAAGAGGAUUGCUUUGAGACCCAUUACGCCGUCGUAUUUCGCAAGCGAUAACAGCGGCAGGGAAUCGCCGAUUAGGAAAAGGAAAAUCAAGCAGCGAAAAAAAAAGUCAAACGAUAAGGACCCGAGUACAGCGAAGGUUGUAUUGCAAAAGCUCAACGAUACGCAUCGAGGGUCGUCGCAAGACGAUACUACUGUGAGCUUGGAACGUAAAAAUCCUGAUGAGCUAAUUCCUUCCACAAAAAAUUCUAUGUUAUCUCGAGCUGAUCACUCGGGUGAUUCAGAAAGCAGUACUGCCAGUUGUAAUGGUAAAUCAACUAUAAUGAGACCGAGACGUCAAAAAGCACCAAAGAAUUUGCAAGAGCCAAAUUUAAAUAAAAAAUUGAGAAGAUAGGAAUUAAAUAGGAAACGAAAAUUAGAUCGAAACAACUCCGGAAGUUGUAAUGUGACUAUGGUUCAUGAAGUUUCUCUGUUCCUUGUUUAAUGAGCAGUUUUUGGUAAUCUGCAUUCUCUAUCUGUAUCUGAUGUUCUGCACACUGACCUUUAUUCGCUAUAUUUCUCAAGUUCCCUAAUGCUAGGUACCUAUCCAUUUUUUGAACGAUUGGCCAUUAAAGUCUGAGCCUUAUCUAGGGACAAAUGUUGUAUAAGCGAAGAGAGCUCCUACUGUCGAAACAAAAAGAAUACCUACUACUUCUUCUACUGCUAGUAUUUCCUGCGACUUGCCGACUGCUCCUUAAUACUACGUAUAUCAAAAUUUACCAAGGUCAUCCGUUCUUCAUUAGAUGCCAAUCUUAGCUCACGUUACUUAACUCCGUAAUAGAAUAGUCGGGUAAAGUUGUUAAUGUGAUAUUCCUUUGGUAAUAUUGACCUUAAAUCUAUGUAAUGGGGGUUUUUAAUAACGGGUUGAAUGACUUAUAAAAUUGGCAAGAUCAGUUCUUUUUGAAGCAUUGCUCUUCCCAAUAGUUAUAAACAAUAAGUGAAUAAAUGGCAACAUAAAAUGUUUUGAAGUAGAAUGGGAAUUAGUAUAAACCAACCUAGCCCGGUCAAGAACUGUAUAU